Pygocentrus nattereri (red-bellied piranha) is the source of this 2684-nucleotide messenger RNA. It is a transcript of the gene slc19a2, whose product is annotated as solute carrier family 19 member 2. The coding region runs from base 89 to 1552 and encodes 487 amino acids. The record is from RefSeq and is a predicted model, not a curated record. Gene Ontology annotation, molecular function: vitamin transmembrane transporter activity. NCBI's taxonomy places the organism in Eukaryota, Metazoa, Chordata, Actinopteri, Characiformes, Serrasalmidae. The transcript has 6 exons. Gene Ontology annotation, cellular component: plasma membrane. Gene Ontology annotation, biological process: vitamin transport; transmembrane transport.
UCUUUGCCCCUCAGAAACACACUAUUGAGAAAGGUGGUCGGUCCAGUUCUGUGGCUCCGCGCGAAGGUCAUGAGCUUUGGCGCUUGUCAUGUCCGAGUCAUGGCUCUACCCCACCGUUCUGCUGUGUAUAUACGGGUUUUUCUGCAACCUCAGGCCGUCCGAGCCUUUCCUCACCGCCUUUCUGAUGGGACCCGACAAGAACCUCACGGAGACUGAGGUUGUGAAUGAAAUCUAUCCACUAUGGACCUACUCGUACCUUAUUCUGCUGUUUCCUGUGUUCCUGGCCACGGACUACCUCUGCUACAAGCCAGUGCUCGUCCUCCAAGCAGCCAGCUUCAUAGUGACUUACGCCAUUCUAGUGAAAGGCCAGGGUGUGCUCGCCAUGCAGCUCCUGGAGUUCUUCUUUGGUGUGGCCACGGCCACAGAGAUAGCGUACUACUCCUACAUCUACAGUGUAGUGGAGCCAGCCAAUUACCAAAGGGUGACCGGUUUCUGCCGCAGCGUCACUCUGCUGGGAUCGGCCGUAGGCUCCCUUACUGGACAGCUCUUGGUAUCUGUGGCCCAGGUCCCCUUGCUUCACCUCACCAUCAUCACCCUGGCUUCCUCCUGCCUAGCCUUUCUAGCACCGUGGUUCCUGCCGAGGCCCAGCAGGAGCCUGUUUUUCCACCAGAAAGCUAGCGUUCCCCAGGAAAGGGCGCCCGGGGAGCCUGUGGAUGGUCGUGAACUUAUUGAGAAGUCAGAAGACUCUGAAUGCAAAGUUCCCCUCAAUGCAGAUGAAGGCACUGUGGUUCUCAAAGAAAAGCACGGUGGCGAUGGAGGUCUGAUGGAAGUUCUGAAAAUCCUUUGGGCAGAUUUUGUGGAGUGUUACUCGUGCCGUGCUCUGCUUGCCUGGUCUGUUUGGUGGGCUCUGUCCACCUGUGGCUAUUUCCAGGUGAUCAAUUAUGCUCAAGCGCUGUGGGAGAAGAUUCUGCCAUCUAAGGAGUUUGUGAUCUACAAUGGUUACGUUGAGACUGUAUCGACAUUGCUUGGAGCGCUGGCUGCCUUCGGGGUAGGCUUUGUGAAGGUGUCCUGGGCAGUUUGGGGAGAGCUGGCUCUCUGUGUGUUCUCUGUGGUCAUCGCUGUAGCUGUCUACCUCAUGGACACAGUCAGGAACAUCUGGGUGUGCUACACUUCCUAUGUUGUCUUCCGAGCGACCUACAUGCUGCUGAUCACCAUAGCUACGUACCAGAUUGCUGCCAAUCUAAAUAUGAGAAGAUACGCCUUGGUGUUUGGAGUGAACACUUUCAUUGCACUUGUACUGCAAACUCUUCUUACUGUGAUUGUGGUCGACUCCGCUGGCCUGGCUCUCGACAUUUUUCCACAGUUUCUGAUCUAUGGCAGUUACUUCGCUGCCAUAGCAGUGAUCUUCCUCAUAGCUGGCAUUUACAAAGUGGCUACACGCAGUAGGUCUAACGGUGCUGAGGUACAGACUGAAAGUGGGGGGACGGAAACCGACUCGGCUGGUGGUGACUGUCCACUCCCCAAAAAAAGCAAUGGUAUUUCGAAGGCAUGAUGUGGGCGACUGCACACUGUUGCUGUACAGAUACGCACAAGUUUAUGUACUGAAAAGUGGUGAUGUUUGUGAAAAGCCCCUCUGGAUUCACUGAAAGUGUGCUAUGACAGUCCCAGGACAGUCUCAGGAUAGUCUGAGGCUACUAAUGAUCAGCUUAGAACAGAAGAUGGAGGGAAUUCCACUGAAUUUUCUAAAUCUCCACAAAAAUAUAAGUAUUUGGGAUGUAAACCAGACCAUGAGUGUGAUGCGAAAUGAUUCAUUAUAGUGAAACUUUUGGACUUGGAUUUCUUUACAUUGGUGGUGAGGAACCAGAUGUCUUCAGCGUAAAUGUAGUCAUUUUAUUCAUUAUCCAAAACAAGUGAAUGUACAUGUCUUCUGUAUUUUUAUAUGUAAUGUUGACAGUGAUAAAAUACUGGUAAAUCCAAAAAAAAAAAAUUUCUUCUAUUUUGCCUUGCAUUUACUUCUCCGCUUUGGAUUGACGUAAACAAAAAAAUGUACGUUUUAAGCCAACAUCUGAUCACAAAACUACUGUAAAACGGUCUCUUGUGCAUCGGUCGGCGUGUUCACAUCUAUUUCAUGUAAUAACUCUACGUGAAGAUGCUUUCAGAGGUCUUAAGCUCUUCAGAUGUCUGGUUCCCAUCACUACCACUGAAAAAUUCUCUAAAGUUUCUCUAAAAUGAAGCAUUUCACAUAAACCACUCUGAACGUCUUUACAUUUAAUCAAGGGAUUCUGUAGAAAUUUUGUAAAAAUCUGUAAAUUUAAUUUUUAAUUUAUAGUAUGAUAUUUAUAGUAUUUCAGCAAUAACAGCCACGAUUCUUAGUCAUCAUCUCUAAGCACACUAAUGUGGAUUUGCUUAGCACAUCCUAAGAAACGUCUGUUCCUCACUUAUAGACACUUGAACGUGCGCACAGAUCGAGCUUUAACGAUCAUACUAGUAACACUAGUAACAAAAUGUGUAUUAAGUCAUAUCUUGUAGAUAUGGAGGCUUUGAUUGUUCUUUAAAGUUACAAACCUUUUAUUAUCAAUCAUGCACUGUAUUGUGAUACAACUAGCUCUCAUUUUGAAUUGAGACUUUAUUCUGCCUUAAAUUUGAGGUGUUUCUCCUUGAGAAUUUAGGCUGUUUUGCUAUGG